This is a messenger RNA of Brachypodium distachyon (stiff brome), 940 nucleotides long. RefSeq lists its product as uncharacterized. The transcript has a single exon. Lineage: Eukaryota; Viridiplantae; Streptophyta; Magnoliopsida; Poales; Poaceae. The coding region runs from base 47 to 643 and encodes 198 amino acids. The record is from RefSeq and is a predicted model, not a curated record.
UCGACCGGCCCAGCUCAGUAGCUCACUCUCCGAUCGGUCUCCAUCCAUGGCUCCGCUGUCGUUCCACGUGGAGGCGCUUCUCCCGAGCUCGAUCGCCCCGAAGAAGCUGGACUCCCUCCUCCACUCUCACGUCUACCCGCAGGUCGCCGCCGUCCUCCGCGCCGUCGCCCGCUUCAAGGCCCUCCUCCUCCACGCCAUCGACGAUCUCAACAACAACAACAACAACAACAAGAGCGGGAGGCCGGGCAAGAAGAAGAUGGCCCGCUUCGUGAAGCUGCAGUUCUUCGGCACGGCUCGAGCGAGGAGGGUCGUCGUCGACCGGCUGCCGCCGGACACGAACGACCGCGCGCGCCGCAGCUCGUACUACGACGAGCGCUCGGCGUGGAACGCGGCGGCGGCGGAGGAGGUCGAGGUGCGCGGAGACGGCGGCACGGCGGCGGAGUGUUGUGGCUAUUUAUGCUGGCUGGAGGAAGAGGAGGAGAGGCCGUCGGGCGCCGGAGACGGGGAAGAAGGCGAAGAAGAGGAGGAGGUGAAUGAGAUCGACAGGCUAGCGGAGAGGUUCAUCGAGCGGUUCCACGCAAAGUGCCUGCUGGAGAAGCAGGAGUCCUACCGCCGGAGGCACCUCAUCGCCACCACCAUCUGAUCCUUCCUUCCAUCCCUAGCCUGCAUCCAUGAAGAAACAAAUUCCAAAUCCAUGGCGAUGGAUCGGGGUGGAGUACAGAUUCAUGCAAGCGGCCCGGACGUGGCAGGAAGAGACCAGGGGAAUGUUUUUCUUCAAUUCGAGGCGAGCACCGGAACAUAUGCACGUCGGGCGACGUCAGGUUGCACGUUUAAACAGUCAAAAAACGGGAGAUUAAUUGUUCUGCUCUGAUUCGUUAUCCGUAUGUGUGAAUUCUUUAUGUAAAAUUCGUUCGUUUAAAUCCAAAUCCAUGGCCAUGGA